UUCUCAAUAUAUUGAAAAUCUACUCAAUAUAUUUCAAGCCGCAAAAGGAAAAAAACAAGCAAAUUGAUCUUUCCUCUCUCGACCGAACUUGAAAAUGGCUAAUUUAACGGAAAUCGACGAAGAAAUAGUAAAGCCUCGAGCAGACAAGAGACAGUACAGGAGGGUCGUCCUCGGAAACUCCCUCCAAGUUCUCCUCAUAAGCGAUCCUGACACCGACAAGUCUGCUGCAUGUAUGUCUGUCAGCAUUGGCUACUUCUCUGAUCCCGAUGGCUGCGAGGGCCUUGCUCAUCUUCUCAUGCGCGUGCUGUUGCUGGCUCAUGCUAGUGAAAAAUAUCCGGGGGAGGAUAGUUCCAGUCAGUACAUAACCGAGCAUGGAGGCUACACAAAUUGCGCUGUGAAUGCCGACGAGACCGAGUAUUAUUUUAACAUUAACAAUGACUUUUUUGAAGAAGCUUUGGAUCGCUUUUUCCAGCCCUUUGUCAAACCAUUAAUGUCAGCUGAAGCAGCCAUGAGGGAAAUUAAAACUGUUGAGUCUGUAUACCAGAAUUCCUUAUUGUCUGAUAAGCGGAGAAUGCAACAGCUUCAAAAACAUCUCAGCUGGGAAAGUCAUCCUUAUCAUAGAUUUGGUCUAGGGAAUUGGUAUACCUUGGACGUUAGACCAAAAGCAAAAGGGUUGGAUAUAAGACAUGAGCUUUUAAAGUUCUACGAAGAAAAUUAUUCAGCCAAUCUCAUGCAAUUGGUUUUAUAUACAAAAGAAAGCCUUGAUGAAAUUCAAAGCUUGGUGGAGAACAAGUUCCAAGAUAUUCGAAACUCCAACCAACGUGGUUUCCAACCUACGGGUCUGCCUUUCAAGUCAGAACAUCUGAUGAUUCUCGUCAAGGCUGUUCCAAUAAAAGAAAGGCACAAAUUGACCGUUGUAUGGCCAAUAACUCCAAGCUGGCAUCAUUACAAGGAAGGGCCGUGCUAUUAUCUCAGUCGUGUCAUUGGCCAUAAAGGAGAAGGAUCCGUGUAUCACAUCUUGCAAAAACUAGGAUGGGCUACUGGGUUGAAAGCUAUUGAAUACGUGUGGACGUCGGAGUUUUCUUUCUUUACAGUAAUUAUUGUUCUCACUGAUGCUGGCCAUGAGCAUAUGCAGGAUAUCGUAGGGUUGCUAUUUAAAUAUAUUCAAUUCUUAGAGCAGACUCCUGUUUGCAAACGGAUAUUUGAGGAGCUUUCAGCUGUUUGCGAGACAAGAUUUCACUAUCAAGACAAAAUCUCACCUGUUAAUUAUAUUAUUGGAAUCGCAUCAAAAAUGAAGAAAUAUCCUCCGAAAGAUUGGUUAGUAGGCUCAUCGUUACCUUCAAACUUCAAUCCUGACGUCGUGCACAUGUUUCUAAGAGAGUUCUCGCCAGAGAAUGUCCGAAUCUUCUGGGAGUCGAAGAAAUUUGAAGGAGACACAGAUAAGGUUGAGCCAUGGUUCGGUACUGCAUAUACUGUUGAAAAAAUCACUACUUCGAUGAUUCAGAAAUGGAUGUCAUCAGCACCAGGUGAUAAUUUGCAGCUACCAACACCAAAUAUGUUCAUACCCACAAACUUGUCUCUUAAGGUUGCUCAAGAACAGGUCAAGUUUCCAGUUUUGUUAAGAAAGUCAUCCUAUUCAAAACUAUGGUACAAGCCUGAUACAAUGUUCUCCAUACCUAAGGCAUUCGUUAAAAUAGAAUUCAACUGUCCCCACGUUAGAAACUCUCCUCAAGCUGAAGUCCUUGCCAACAUUUUUGUACAGUUGUUGUGUGAUUACUUGAAUGAACACGUAUACUACGCUCAAAUCGCUGGCCUUCAUUAUUCUAUAUUGCGCACAAACAGAGGUCUUGAGGUGACAGUGUUUGGUUAUAAUGACAAGUUGAACAUUCUGCUGGGAACUGUAGUUGAUAAGAUUGCAAAUUUUGAAGUGAAACCCGACAGGUUUUCUAUAAUCAAGGAAAUGACAACAAAGGGCAUUUCCAACUUUAGAUAUGGAGAACCCUCUCAACUAGCUAGAGAGUAUUGCUUAUUAAUAUUGAGGGAUAUAGGAUGGCCUUGGAAGCAGAAACUUGAUGUUUUACCUCAUUUAGAAGUAGAAGACCUUGACAAAUUUAUUCCUAUUAUGUUCUCAAGGACUUUUUUGGAGUGUUUCAUAGCAGGAAACAUGGAAUGUGAUGAAGCAAUUUCAAUAAUUAAACAUGUUGAAUCCAUUUUCUUUGAGGGUUUAAACCCUAAAUGCCAACCAUUAUUUCCAUCGCUACAUCUCACAAGUGAAGUUGUUAAAUUUGGAAGAGGCGUGAGUUACCUCUACUCUGUGCAAGGCCUAAAUCCAAGUAAUGAGAAUUCUGCGCUACUCCAUUAUAUUCAGGUUCAUCGAGAUGAUUUUAUAUUGAAUGUGAAACUUCAGCUUUUUUGCCUUAUUGCAAAGGAACCAGCCUAUCAUCAGCUUAGUUCUAUUGAGCAACUUGGGUACACAAAUCAGUUUUAUAGAAGGAAUGAUUUUGGAAUCCAUGGAGUGGUAUUCCUUAUUCAAUCCACAAUGAAGAAUCCAAGAGAUAUUGAUUCGAGGGUUGAGGCAUUCCUCGAGAAGUUUGAGAACAAAAUUUAUGAAAUGACCAAUGAUGAAUUUAAGAGAAAUGUAAAUGCAUUGAUUGAUGUGAAACUGGAGAAGCACAAGAACCUAUGGGAAGAAUCUAGGUUUUACUGGCAGGAGAUUAUAAAUGGCAUCCUCAAGUUUGAUAGGAGAGAAGCCGAGGUUGAAGUAUUAAGACAGGUUACACAACAAGAGUUCAUUGAUUUUUUCAAUGAAUAUAUAAAAGUUGGUUCACCUCGCAAGAAGACACUAAGUGUGCGUGUAUACGGAAAGAAGCAUCUAUCUGAAUAUAGAUCAGAGAAGAGUGAACCACUUCAACUGCAUUCCCUUCGAAUUGAUGAUAUCUUGAGUUUUAGAAGAUCACAACCUCAUUAUGGUUCGUUUAAAGGAAGCUUUAGUAAUAUGAAGCUAUAAGUAAAUUAAGAAGAGGGGAUUAGAUGGAUUGGGGUUGGUAAAAAAAAUGUAUAUAUGUAUAUAUGUAUGUGUAUAUUUUUACAUCUUAUCAACUCGCAGUCAGCACAAACAUCUUUGUAACAUGAAAAUACCAAUGCUCAUGUUUAUGCUUAUGGCUACACUAGUCCUUAAUAA
This is a messenger RNA of Theobroma umbraticum, 3181 nucleotides long. Its product is annotated as insulin-degrading enzyme-like 1, peroxisomal. Gene Ontology annotation, biological process: peptide catabolic process. Gene Ontology annotation, molecular function: metalloendopeptidase activity; metal ion binding. Gene Ontology annotation, cellular component: cytosol; mitochondrion. The record is from RefSeq and is a predicted model, not a curated record. Lineage: Eukaryota; Viridiplantae; Streptophyta; Magnoliopsida; Malvales; Malvaceae.